ACACAACAUUAUUGAGUUUUUACCAAAUUACAAUAUCGACUUUCACAUUUCAUGGCGUCUCGAACCCUAGGGUUUGGGGGGCCAUGGAACUGGGCAUGCAAGCAGACACACUAGCAAGAAUGAAAGGCAACCGCGACGACUGCCCUUCAUGGCUUCCCGAACCCCAAGGUUUGGGGGCCGUGAAAGGGGUCACCUCCAGCGAGUACGGCUGUUUCCCUGGCAUUCAGUGAUUGUGUAUAUAUAUUGAUGAUGAUCUUUGAGAUCGAUAAUCACGUGUUGUCUCGACGAAUGGACUUCGGGAGUAGAAGUUUCGGACUUAGCUAUGUCUGGCCUCGGGAAUGUAACCUGCAAGACAACGGAGUAACGGGACUAAGAUCCCCUGGUGUAGACUCCGACGUUCAAGUCAGUAGAAUAAAUGUGGGUACCAAAAAGUGUAAAAAUUGGAGACUUGUCGUGAGGGCCCUUGUAUUUUAUUAGCAAGUCCGUUAUAGGGUACUUGAGAUAAAGCCCGAGGUAGGCAGGCACGGCUCCCGGGGACCCCGGUCAAAUUGGAAAGAGUCUCAUGGUUUGGUUCGAAUUUUUUGGACUCCACUAUGGAUUGCUCUAUAAGUGUUGCCACAUGUCCUUUAACUAGUCGUAUAUGAUUGUUCCUCAUUCUGUUUUGUGGUCUUGCCACGUGUCAACCUCUUGGGCGAUCAAUGUGGCAAGCGAGACUGCUAGUGUGCAGGGAGUAUUUUAGUAAUUUAGAUAAUGCCAUAUCACUUGCCUUCUACUCCUUAAGCCGAGCUGAAAAUCAUGCUAAGUCGAGAAGUAGCCUAAUUUCUAUAGUCAUUUAAGUGUGGACUUUCCCCGACGUGAAGUCAUUUGAAUAUGAAUCUCUUACUUAAAAAUAGUCAUUUAUUACAUUGAAAUUAUAAGAAGUGUUUGGUUGGAGGGGUUAGGUCCUUCUAUAUAAACCUAAGGCCCCACCCCUCAAUCAUCACUUCACUUGAUAGUUAUGCUCCUAACUUUUGAGGUCAGUCUUUCCAUUUCUUCUCCUUUUUUACUUCUUCCUUUCCUUUUCUUUUUUUUUUUUUUAAAAAAGCCCUUUCAAGGCCAAGCUCGGCACAACCAGGGUCGGCCUGCCCGAGCUUGGCCAGGGGCCAAGCACGACCUGGCCAAGGUCGGAGCUCGGCCGUCUGGGGCAGGGGUCGAGCUUGACCUUGGCUGGGCUCAAUCAGGCCGAGGUCGGCCACGACCGAUCCUCUUUGGGGCUUUUGCCUCGCUGCUGCCUUUUUUUUUCAUUUAAUAUAUAUAUAUAUAUAUAUAUUGAAACUUUGGCUUAACUAAACUGUUUCUUGUUACUUUCAUCGCAGGCGUGGUUGAGGGUUCCCAAGCUAGGCCAUGUCUGUUGAGCUUCCCUUUAGCUCAUGCCCAGCUCCAGUUUUCCUUUCCUGACUUAUGUCCUCUUGCUCCCGGUCAAUUCUUCUUCUUCUUCAUCCUCUUCCUUGGGCUCAGAAACCUAUAGUACUAUAGUGAGGAAUUGAGUCUAGAAUUAUCCAGUUCCUCCCACGAUCACUUUUGCAGGCCCAAAAAACCUAAAGAAGCUUUUCCUCAUCUUUCCUUGGAGUCCUGUCUGAGCAGUUAUCCCAACUUAGAGAACUUAUCUAAGGAUUUGACUAUCGACCACUCCACCAUAAUCGAGAAGGAGUUGAUUCCUUUCUCCAAUAAAUACCAUCUCAUUCUCGAUGAUUAUUGGUAUAGAGAACCCAGGGGCUUGAAAGCCCACCAAGCCCCCUAUGGUUAUAUCACCGUGUAUAAGUAAGCCCUUGCUACCGGCCUUAGGUUUUCCCAUGCGGCUCUUGUAAUCGAGGUGUUUUUUGCUGUGAAGUUAUGUUUUUCUCAGUUGACUCCCAAUAGGUGGAGGUGUCUUGCUACAUUCGUUCUCUGUUGUCGAGCUCGAGAUAUCGAGCCUAAUGGUCAUCUCUUUUUUUAGAAUAUUUAAGGUGGUUCCUGUUAGCAAGACUGAACCUCGGUUCGCUUUCUCUCCCCUCAAUCACCGUCAAUUCAUAAUUGAUAAUCAUACCUCAAUAAAAUGAUGGAAGAGUAGGUUUUUUUUUACUGGCCUGAAAGACAAUGAUGUCAGUUUUUGGGUGCUAGUUGAGUGGGUUUUCCAGCCUUCAAAGAUCCGUAAUCCUGAGGUCUUGCAUGAUGAGGUUCGUAACAUUCGGAUUUUGAAAGAGUUGAACCUUAUCAACGCUCGGGUAUUGAUAUGUGACCAUACCUUGUACUUGGGGGGUCUAUCAACUCAUGUCUGCUCCGAGCCCGAUGUUACUCUGAAAUGGUGAGCACGACCUUCAUCUGGGGAAAGAAUAAGCAGAGACCCGCGGAGGGUGAGGGAGCCACCGCCUCCAAGAAAAGGAAAGUUGCCAUGGAUCCCUCCCCCGCCGGGGAGAAGGAGUCUAGCCAUCUUAGGAGAAAGAAAACUUCUCAACCCUCGAUACAACUGAUCACAGCAUCCGAUUCUCCCAUAUACUGUCCAGACCACAUUCCUAAUUGGAGAGUGAAGGAGAGCAAUCUCAGUCGAAACAACCAAGUAGCGAGACGAAUGAUUCAUCACUUUGCCACUUCUGCCGACUGUCAAGUGUUGGCUAAACAUUCCUCAGAGGCAGUGGAGGCCUCCUUGUGUAAGCAUCUAACCCAGGUGGUCAUGCUUAUUUCAAACUUCUCUAGACGCUUUGCCCAGGCUUCUAAGAGAACCCUUGAACUGGACACUCAAUUGCACGAGAGGAAUGAGACAGUAGAGAGUCAAAGGAAGGACUUAGAAGAGUUGGCCUCCGAGCGACAAUCUUUGGGCCACCACAUUCAGGAGCUCGAGGAGGAGCUAUCCCGAGUGAACUCCCUCAAUCGCAAAUACGAACGCAAGUAUGCCAAACCUACCAAACUUCCUGAGGUGGAGGAGUUCAUCCAACAGAACCUGCAAGAGGCUUGGAGGAAAGGAUUCCAAGCGCAUGCUACUGAGGUUUUACGAGCUCACCGAAAUUUGGACAUGUCCAAUGUUCGAUCCAUUGAAGAGAUUGUAGCCAAGCUAGAUGAGGACUCGGAGAUGACAGACGAUGAAGACACUCCUCUUGAUGCUUGAGUUUUUUUUCUCAUUUUCUAGGUAGGACUUUUGUACUUCAUCCGACAUCAUGUAUUGGGCUACUUGCUUUUAAU
Molecule: messenger RNA, 3195 nt
Organism: Diospyros lotus (date-plum)
Lineage: Eukaryota; Viridiplantae; Streptophyta; Magnoliopsida; Ericales; Ebenaceae
Exons: 3
Coding region: 2321-3121 (266 amino acids)
Source: RefSeq, a predicted model, not a curated record